CGGGAGAUCGAGAGCUGCGUCACCACAGUACCUGACGCAGUAGGCGGGUGCGAAGAACGCCGGCGACGAGCUGAGCUGACGACGAGAUACGGCGGGCACCGCCGAUGUCACGCAGAAGAUUAUAUUCCCCGGGGGCUCGAUGGCAUCGCUCGUCACACCGGGCGUGUCUCUUAGCUCUUCCGUUACCGGUCGCCGUCACCUCCGGCCGGUUGACACCGCUGGCUUCUGCAGCACUGCAAGCACUCCAUUUCCACGGUGCUCGACAGCAUCUAUAAAUAUCGGCCUGGCAGGUCAGCUUGUUCGCACACGAGAAGGCCAGGGAGACGUCUUGCUUCUCCUUCGCUCGUCUACCUGCUUCCUAGUUGUUCCAUCAUCCAUGGCGCGCUUCGCCUCCGCUGUCCUCUUCGCCGCUGUCCUGCUCAUGGCUGGACGGCUGACCCAUGCGGGGCCGUCGACGGCCGAGGUGCUUUGGCGGCGCGCAGUCCUGCCGGGCUCCGCCGUGCCGAACGCCGUCCUCCGGCUCCUACGCCCCUGUCGGUUCUCCUCUCCCUUUGUUGAUUCUAUUUUCUAGGUACGAUUUUUUCAAGCACCAACGAAUGCAUAGUGCAGAUAGCCACUUCGUAAGCGAAGCCAAUGCCGAGGACACCGGGCGAUCCAACGCUCCGUUCAACUACCAAAACUACAAGCGCUCCUCUGCGACUGCGACCUCACCUCCAGGUGACCGCAGUGAAGCAGGGCUCGCUGGUGGCAGCGGCGCGAGAGAUGACACGCCGUUCAGCUACAGCUACAGGGCGCCGAGCCAACAAGGGGUACCGGCCAGCGGCGGCGCGAGAGACGACACGCCGUUCAGCUACAGUUACAGGGCGCCGAGCCAACAAGAGGUACCGGCCAGCGGCGGCGCGAGAGACGACACGCCGUUCAGCUACAGUUACAGGGCGCCGAGCCAACAAGAGGUACCGGCCAGCGGCGGCGCGAGAGACGACACGCCGUUCAGCUACAGCUACAGAGCGCCGAGCCAAGGGGUACCGGCCAGCGGCGUCUCGAGAGACGACACGACAUUCAGCUACGACGACUACAAGGCGCGGAGCCAAGCGGUCGCCGGCAGCGGCCCCAGAGACGAUCAGUUCAGCUACGAUUACUCCGCCUACGAAGCACCCAUCGAGCACCACCACUCGGAGGUCCGCGCGACGGCGCGAAGCGGCGGUGUGGGCACGCCAACGCCUCACACGGCGGUGUUCUUUCACGAGGAAGCGGUGCGCGUGGGCGAGCGCCUGCCGCUCCACUUCCAGGCCGCGGCGCCGGCCGCGCUGGGAUUCCUGCCGCGCCGCGCCGCCGACUCCAUCCCGUUCACGACGGCGGCGCUGCCGGCCGUCCUCGCGCUCUUCGGCGUCGCCCCAAGUUCGUCCAGGGCCGCCGCCAUGGCGGAGACGCUGCGCACCUGCGAGCGGCCGCCGCCCGCCGGGGAGGCCGGGGCCAGGUUCUGCGCCACGUCGCUGGAGGCCCUGGUGGAGCGCGCCGUGGCGGCGCUGGGAACGCGCGACAUCCGGGCGGUGACCUCUGCGCUUCCCCGCGCGGGGCUGCCGCCGCAGGCGUACGCCGUCCGCGCCGUGCGGCGCGUCGGCGGCGGCCCCAGCUUCGUGGCGUGCCACGACGAGGCGUACCCUUACACCGUGUACCGGUGCCACGACACGGGGCCCGCCAGGGCGUACCUGGUGGAGAUGGAGGGCGCCCGCGGCGGCGGCGCGAUCACCGUGGCCACCGUGUGCCACACCGACACGUCCCGGUGGAACCCGGAGCACGUCUCGUUCAAGCUCCUCGGCACCAAGCCCGGCGGCGCGCCCGUCUGCCACCUGAUGCCGUACGGGCAUAUCAUCUGGGCCAAGAACGUGAAACCCUCGCCGGCGUGAGGAGCGGAGCACCACACACCAUUAAUCCGCUGGAGAAGAACUAUUAUGUGUUAUGUUCAGGGCUUGGCUGUCUGAUCUGCUCUUGUUUGUGCUAUGCUGUGCUGUGCUAUGCUAGGUCACUAGAUCAGCGUCUGCAAUAAAAUGGACUGCUUUUGUGCAGUUCUGCUACAUGAAAAUACUCAAUUGUGAAGCCAUCAGAAUUCAGAUCAUAUAUGGUGUC
Molecule: messenger RNA, 2127 nt
Organism: Zea mays
Lineage: Eukaryota; Viridiplantae; Streptophyta; Magnoliopsida; Poales; Poaceae
Exons: 2
Coding region: 441-1907 (488 amino acids)
Biological process (GO): pollen development
Source: RefSeq, a predicted model, not a curated record